UGAUUAGAAAUGUAAACAUUUUGACAAAUAAGUUUAAAAAAAUCUGGUACUUAGAAAACUUGGAUGUUUGACUUUGCUCGAGCUUUACAGAACACGAUUGAUUUAAAAAAAAAACGAACUGACCAAAUGUCAGUCCUGUCCUAUAUUGGAGAAGAUGUUUUAAGGAUAAGCAAAUGUUGAAACAGGAAGUUAAGACAAGGGAACGGCGAUCAUAUGAACAGACACCUAAUUAGCUGGUAUGGCAUGCGCAGAGUGUAGUUCCGGUGAUGUUGCAGAAUGGACGUGUUUGACAUGCAAUGUUAGUUUGCAUGAUAAAUGUAUACAGUGUCACAGAGGAGACACCGGAGAUAAGACUCAUACAAUCAUACCGGGAUUUGAUGCCUUGUUACAUAGCCCUGUGGUUUCAUCUACUGCAUCCAAACCAAGAAUCGACAAAAUUGUAGUCAGGGGACCCGGUGUGGCUCCAGAGGGUGUUAUAGGGGAAUUUGACCCUACCUUUUAUGUUAACACAUACGGGGCUGGACAGGGAAGUCUAGGCGUAAGGAUCAGGGGGCCAAAAGCUGCCUUUAAAGUAAAAAUGGAACCAGACAAAGAAAAAAGAACUACUAUGAUCUGUUCUUAUGAAGCAGAGGAGGCAGGUGAUUACGUCAUUACUGUCACGUGGUCUGAUAUAGAAGUGAGUGGAUCACCAUUUACAGUUCAUUUGGAAAACAAGGAAAUGUGAACAGAUUUACUCUCAGAGAACCACAGAAAGCAACAGGAUUCAUUGUAUGAAAAUACGUGUAAAUGUAAAAUCAGAAGACAACAUGUAUGGAAGACAACAUAAAUAUAUCUGUUUUAUUGUCUCUGUUAAACCAUUAUAAAACGACAGACUUGUUGAAUGUACAUUAAUAAGUCUGGUCUGUCUGUUCGAUUGUAUGUAUAAAUAUAUAUGUGCAAUGUAGUUUUUAAACUAAUGUUCCUUGUUCAUGUUGAGAAGUUACUACAUGUAAGUUACUAACUAUACACAUGUAUAGUAUUUAAGAUUUGCAUUUAUUUCAUGUAGUAUUUGUCAACAAUUCCUUUUGGUAUAUCAUCAAAUUUCUUGUGAUGUUAUGAUUUAAAGUCAUGCUGCCAUUUACACUUACAUAAAGUUUGAUGGUUAAUUUAACUAACGUGUAAACAGACUGACUGGGACAAAAAUGGACAGUCAUUAGCCACAUUGAUUUACUCAGUGUUUUUUUUUUUUUACUUUUUUGUUCUGUUUGUUUGUUUGUUUUUAACAGUAAAAUGUAGAUCCUGAAA
Messenger RNA from Saccostrea echinata, 1284 nucleotides. Its product is annotated as filamin-C-like. The record is from RefSeq and is a predicted model, not a curated record. Gene Ontology annotation, molecular function: actin filament binding. Gene Ontology annotation, biological process: actin cytoskeleton organization. Bases 239 to 724 code for a protein of 161 amino acids. The transcript has 4 exons. NCBI's taxonomy places the organism in Eukaryota, Metazoa, Mollusca, Bivalvia, Ostreida, Ostreidae.